GGCCGGUUCUAUAAGAGACGGAUCGUCUUCCUGCUUUUGGCAUUUCUCUGCUGUCCUCCGUUUGCCUCAGACUCAGACUCUACCUGCACAGGAUGUCGUGGCAAUCGUAUAUCGACACCAUGAAGACGGCCGACCAGAGCGGCAUGGUGCCGGUGGCAGAGGCGGCCAUCUGCGGCAUCGCAGCUGGACAGGAGAGCGUCUGGGUCAGCACCUCGGGCCUGCAGGGCAUCACGGUCGAUGAGAUCAAGAAGCUGGGCAGCAAGGACCGGUCCAGCUUCGCUCAGAACGGCGUCUACAUCGGCGGGACGCGGUGCCGCCUGAUCCGGGACCAGAUGGACAUGGACCCAGUCUUCGCUCUGGACCUGAAGACCGCGGCCGACGCUGACGGCAACGCGUUUGGAGUCUGUGUGGGCAAAACCAAGACAGCUGUAGUCAUAGCAAAGGGCACUAAAGACGCCAGCGGCGGCCAGAUCUCCAACAAGGUAUUCAGCGUCGUCGAACACCUCAGGAAAGCCGGCAUGUAAACCCAACAUGGCUGCCACCUUCCCUCCUCCCUCCCUGACCUCUGACCCCUCCCAGCUCCUCCUCUUUGAUCUUCAGUCAUCUCCGUCUCACGGCUUCGUCGUCGGGGAUCGAAGUGUCUCCUCCAUGCAACGACCAAUCAGUGACUGUGUGUGUGAGGCGGCGGGUCACAUGACCCGGCGGGUCACGCCUGUUCUUCAGCAGGGAGCCAGUGUUACAUGUUUCACCUGAACCCAAUAAAGAGUCCUGUUUAUUUUA
Xiphophorus maculatus (southern platyfish) is the source of this 780-nucleotide messenger RNA. RefSeq names its product profilin-1-like (gene pfn1). Gene Ontology annotation, biological process: regulation of actin filament polymerization; positive regulation of actin filament bundle assembly. Lineage: Eukaryota; Metazoa; Chordata; Actinopteri; Cyprinodontiformes; Poeciliidae. Gene Ontology annotation, cellular component: cytoplasm. The record is from RefSeq and is a predicted model, not a curated record. Gene Ontology annotation, molecular function: actin binding. Bases 93 to 524 code for a protein of 143 amino acids. The transcript has 4 exons.